Molecule: messenger RNA, 543 nt
Organism: Stylophora pistillata
Lineage: Eukaryota; Metazoa; Cnidaria; Anthozoa; Scleractinia; Pocilloporidae
Product: 8-amino-7-oxononanoate synthase-like
Source: RefSeq, a predicted model, not a curated record
AUGGGAAGUGGAGGUUCCCCUUUACUCAGUGGGUAUUCUCAACAUCAUCAAAACAUAGAGGAUCUUUUCUGUGAAAAGCUAGGGUUUGAGAAAGCCCUCAUCUAUCCUUCUGGAUAUCAAGCCAAUAUCGGAAUUUUAAGCACCCUUUUAGAAUCUAAAUCCAUUGUUUUAGCGGAUCGAUUUAUCCAUGCUUCUGUUGUUGAUGGCAUUCGACUCAGUGGAGCAAAGCUUAUCCGAUUUGCCCACAAUGACAUCGAUCAUUUCACUAAUCUUAUACAGAAAUACAAACCUCACCUCGUCAUCACCGAAUCAAUUUACAGUAUGCAAGGAGAUAUCGCUCCCUUAGAAAAAAUCAGCACCUUUUGUGCUCAGCAUUCUAUUCCUUUCAUGGUUGAUGAUGCCCAUGGAUUUGGAGUACUUGGAGAAUCUGGCUUAGGCGCCAUGGAUCACUGGAAUUUCAAAGAUUUUAGCCCUGAAAUCCUGACAAUUCCUUUUGGAAAAGCUUUAGGCUUUAGUGGGUGCAUCGUUUUAUCCUCUGCAAAG